GUUCCCAAGUUGUAAAUCAGUUAUCUUUCCCGCCCCCUUUUACGUUCCUUUGAAUGGACGAGUAUUGGAAAGAAUUGGAAGGCAAAAGAGUGCACGAUCCUCUGACCCAAAAACAUGGCGACCCUGUUCCACAAAUUUGGGUUGAAGGCCCUCUCAUAGUAGGCGCAGGACCAUCAGGGCUAGCCACCGCUGCAUGUCUUAAGCAAAAAGGCAUUCAAUCUUUGAUCCUCGAAAGAGCACAAUGCAUAGCUUCCUUGUGGCAGUUCAAAACCUACGACCGUCUGCGCUUGCAUCUCCCAAAGCAAUUUUGUGAGCUACCACUCAUGCCUUUCCCCUCUCAUUUCCCAACUUACCCAACAAACCAACAAUUCUUGGCCUAUUUGAGAGGCUAUGCCAAUUACUUUGAGUUGAACCCUGUGUUCAACACCACCGUGACAAGCGCGGAGUGGGACGAGCGGUGUCGGUUUUGGAGGGUCAAGGCUGUUGGUGGAGGGAAAUUGGUUAAAGAGACGGUUAUUGAGUAUUUUUGCAAAUGGUUGAUUGUGGCUACCGGUGAAAAUGCUGAACAAAUUGUUCCUCAAAUUGAAGGGUUGGGGGAAUUUGAGGGCCCCGUUAUUCAUACUAGCUCUUACAAAACAGGUGGAGCGUUUGGCGGGAAGAAAGUUUUGGUCAUUGGAUGUGGGAAUUCCGGUAUGGAAGUUUGUCUCGAUCUCUGUGACUUCAACGCUUUCCCUCAUCUCGUGGCUCGCAAUUCAGUGCACAUUCUACCCCAUGAGAUGCUGGGAAGAUCAACUUUUGGAUUGUCCAUGAGCUUGCUCAGAUGGCUUCCCUUGCGUUUAGUGGAUCAAAUUCUUCUUAUUCUUUCACGUUUUAUACUCGGAGAUACUGCCAGGUUGGGGCUGAGCCGCCCAAAACUUGGCCCUCUGCAGCUCAAGAAUCUGUCUGGGAAGACGCCUGUUUUAGAUGUUGGGACCUUUGCAAAAAUCAAAACCGGCAAAAUUAAGGUCUGUCCAGGAGUGACCAGACUUAGCCGCCGUGCCGCCGAGUUCGUCGACGGCAGUGUCGAAAACUUUGAUGCCGUCAUAUUGGCCACUGGUUACAAAAGUAACGUGCCCUCCUGGCUAAAGGAAAGCAAUAUGUUUAGUGAGAAAGAUGGGAUGCCAAGGAAGGAAAUUUCAAAUGGAUGGAAAGGAGAAUGUGGAUUAUAUGCGGUUGGGUUCACAAAGAGAGGGCUGCUUGGGGUUUCAAUGGAUGCCACAAGAAUAUCAGAAGAUAUUGAGCUUUUCUGGAAAGCUGAUCAAUCACAAAUCCAAACCCACCGUUAAAGGAACCCCUUUCGAGCUUACAAACACUCAAGUUCUACACUUUCGUUCUUGCUUUUGCCACA
Cucurbita pepo subsp. pepo (vegetable marrow) is the source of this 1387-nucleotide messenger RNA. Lineage: Eukaryota; Viridiplantae; Streptophyta; Magnoliopsida; Cucurbitales; Cucurbitaceae. The record is from RefSeq and is a predicted model, not a curated record.